AUACACCACACAGAAGAGCAGUUCUCACUUCCACUUCACCUGUUUUUUUUCUUACUCUAACACGGAUAGUAAAUAUAGAAUUCUGCACGCUGUGUCUCAAUUAGAGGCCGAUCCUCUCCACGACAACAAUGAACAUCUCUGAAGAAGAACACAGCUUCUAUGGCCGUGAAUCCCACCAAGAGAACAUGAUCUUUUCUACAUUUUACAUCUUGAUUUUCAUCAUCGCCGUGCCGGGGAAUGCCCUGGCACUCUGGUCCUUCUCUCACCAGGACUGCACAUCUCCAUCCAGGGUGUUUCUGAUGCACUUGUCUGUAGCAGACAUCUCCUACAUUCUCAUUUUACCCAUGCGUAUAGUUUACCACCUCUCUGACAGCUAUUGGUAUUUUGGAGUCGUAGCUUGUCAACUGGCAGGAUUCCUGUUUUACCUGAACAUGUACUGCAGCCUAUAUUUAAUGAGUUUUAUCAGCUUGGACAGAUUUUUUGCUGUGGUUCUACCUCUAAAAUCACAGUCAAUAAGGAAGGCUGUGUAUGCAAAGGUAGCUGUCGCCAUACUUUGGGUGACAGUUAUUUUGUCGAUGAGCCCUCUGCUUAUCUCCAAAAAGAAUGCAACCAUCAACUCCACUGGCAUCUGCUACAAGCUGUACUUGGAAAAGACAUCAUCCACAGCUUUGGUUUCCACUGUCGUGGCAUUUAUUAUUCCCCUCACCACCAUAGUUGUUUCUUACAUAUUGAUUUUAUUGAAACUGAGGACAAUCAAGCAGCGCCCAGUGAAAGAAAAAGCGAUCAAAAUGAUCAUACUCAUUGUGAUGAACUUCCUGUUUGCAUUUGUGCCUUAUCAUGUGAGCAGGGUAAUCUACAUCCAAAGCUACAGUCAAGGCCAUGUGACUGCAGCAAGCCGUGAGUUACUGGGAAGAGCCAAUCGGAUCACAUCUGCAAUGACCUGUUUUAGUGGUGCACUGGAUCCUGUUAUGUAUUUCUUUCUGAGCCAUGCAUACAGGAGUAACUUGCUUAAGCUGUUAGGUAAAAACGAUCAAGAAAUAACAACCUAGACAAUACGUUUUCUUUUGUUUUUUGUUUUUUUUUUAACAAAUUGUCCUUUAUGUAAUUAAUUGGGUCAAAGGGGCAAAAAACACAAACUUGCUCUUGUUCAAACGUUGCUUGACAGACAUGUGACUAGUGAUUAUUUUCUCUCCACUGUCACUAAACUUUCAAAGGAAUUAAAACCCUCUAUCACCUCUUAAUCACUUCAUCUUGUCAACAAGUCAUACAAAACACAAUGUGUAUAAUUUCAGAUUUUGAAAAUAGUUUGGCAGGGAAAUUCACUGUCAGUACCUGCAAUAUGAUCCUACAGGCCUCGUUCACAAUUCUGAAGAACUUUUCAUAUUCAGAAAAAUAUUAGAUGAGAGGAUUGAUUUUAUUAAAUAUUAUUCAUUUAAAAAUAAAGUCUAUGACUCAUAAGCUUAGUCAGUAAUAAUAGAUGAGGUUGAAUCAAUAAUUACAG
Messenger RNA from Scatophagus argus, 1501 nucleotides. RefSeq names its product uracil nucleotide/cysteinyl leukotriene receptor. Gene Ontology annotation, biological process: positive regulation of Rho protein signal transduction; phospholipase C-activating G protein-coupled receptor signaling pathway. The coding region runs from base 129 to 1049 and encodes 306 amino acids. Lineage: Eukaryota; Metazoa; Chordata; Actinopteri; Scatophagidae. The record is from RefSeq and is a predicted model, not a curated record. Gene Ontology annotation, cellular component: membrane. The transcript has 2 exons. Gene Ontology annotation, molecular function: G protein-coupled receptor activity.